Messenger RNA from Eremothecium sinecaudum, 4842 nucleotides. It is a transcript of the gene ESP1, whose product is annotated as separase. Gene Ontology annotation, cellular component: mitotic spindle; centrosome; mitotic spindle pole body. The coding region runs from base 1 to 4842 and encodes 1613 amino acids. The transcript has a single exon. The record is from RefSeq and is a predicted model, not a curated record. Gene Ontology annotation, biological process: meiotic chromosome separation; proteolysis. Gene Ontology annotation, molecular function: cysteine-type endopeptidase activity. NCBI's taxonomy places the organism in Eukaryota, Fungi, Ascomycota, Saccharomycetes, Saccharomycetales, Saccharomycetaceae.
AUGGCUAGAGAUAAGGAAGUACUAAAUGUGAUUAACCUGAACACGCCAAUAACAAGGAAUACGUGCAGGGCGGUUCUAAACGGAAGUCUGAAGCAAGAUAAUGGAGCUGAAAUAACUGGAAAUAACGUUUUAAAGUUCUCAGAAAGGGCGAACUUUAAUCUAGCUGAUGAUAUACGACAAGUUUAUGAUUUUUGCCGUAAUUUUGAUCUAGAUUUGUUGGAUCAAAUACAUAUGACAAUUAAGGAUGUAUACAAGGAAUUAAAAAAACGUCACAAAUUGGAACAUAUUAAAGAUUUGACAAAGCAACAUAUGUUUAUUAUUAUCAAAAUUUUGGAUUCAGGGAAACCGUCACUUGCUUCUAGAGAAAUACAAUGCUUAUACAAUGAGACAAAUUAUGAACAAGUGGACAAUUUAGCAGAUAUACUAUUUGCAGAUUUCACAAUAAGUAACAAGUGGUAUUUAUCAAACUUAAAAAUAUUGGUAAUGCAAUUGAUUUUAAAAUUGAAGCAGAUUGAGAACUUUAGAUCUCUGUUGGUAGAAUUGUUUGCGAGGGAUGAACGAUAUUUAUUAUAUGAUAAAAAGAUUAAAAUCCAUACUAUAGCGAAGUUACUGUUGAACUUCUUUUCGUUACUUCCGAAUUACAAAAUUUUAUUUGCUUUAAAGUUUCUACAGUACGUUGGACAGUUUAAUCUUGAGUUUUCUAUCUAUAUUAAAAAUAUGGAUUUAGGUAAGUUCCAAGCACAGAUUAUAAAAAUGGCGAGAUCUAACACAGAGAAUAAUAUGCCAUAUAUUGAAGUAUACUACCGGAGCUACUCUAAAUAUAUGACUAGUGUGGAUAAAAUAAUGUUGCAGGAUAUUAUAACUGGAGAACGUGCUCAACCAGAUGUUGAUUACGAAGACCAUAUAAAACUUCAAGAAUUAACACGGGACAAUAUUUCAAUUAAAGACGAGACAUUGAAUAGGUUAACGAAAAAGAUAUCCUCCAAUCUAUUGAAGGCAUUUCGUGCUCCACAGGGAUAUCCAACAGCACUGGAAAUUUUUAUCAAUUGUUGUAAUCUAAAAUAUGCAAAAAUACAGAAACAUCAUGUAAUACUUCUGGACAAAAUUGUGGUAGUUAUAAACUCUAACUUGACCAAAUUACCACUCGACAGAGUUUACCCAAUUUUAACUGCCCUAGCAGAAUAUUUUAUUAAUAUCAAAGAAUACAAGAGGCUCAAUAACAUUGUUAGCCUUUCAUUUAACGCCUAUUUGACAACGAAGACUGAAAAAUUCAUUAAACUUGCUGCAAGGUUGGAGCUAUUCCUAUUUAUGUCGGUUAAUCAGGAUCGAUCGAUGUUCAACACCUUCGCUAAAUUCAUAUCUAACACUAGUGGUGAACUUGCGCUAUCUCUUUUUAAACAAUGUUUCAAUGUACACAUAAUGUUUGCAGAUACAACUUUGGCCGGAUUGUGGGACAUUUGUUUGGUGCGUUCGGUAAAAUGCUUUAAAAAACUACGGCUCACAAACUUCAUUGAAUUCUCAAAUGCAUCUGAACCAAUGCUGGUUUUAUUGUAUAGUGGUUUCCCAUUAAAUUAUCACAAAAUACCAUAUACACAAUGGUCCCCGUUGUCCAAGAUGUUAUUUGUGACAGUCAAUGGUGUAGAAAAAUUUGAUUCCGUGGAUGUCAACUGUAAAAUAAAAAGUCUGGAUACAUUGGCAGGCGACGAAGUCUUAAUAAAAUCUACAUAUAGGUUAAAUUUGGAAAUGCAAUCGCACAGUGUUUUAAAUUUGUCGAACAUUAUCCAUCUUUAUAUCAGUAGAUGGGCCAGUACGAUUUCAAAAGAUGCUUGUAUAUCUGGUUUUGAGAUAACUUUCGUUAGAGCACUAAUUCAGUAUUUGAAGUUCAACAAAUUCUACAAGAAAAUAAUUGAGUUGGGCCAGUUGGUGAAAUCCAAAAGCGAAUAUUAUAAACCGUUUGAAAAUGAUGUAAAGAUAUGGUUAUUAGAAGCUUACUCGGCUUUAAGAAUGGUAGAGGCUACGAACCUGCAGACCGAGAGCGUUUUGAAGAUGUAUAACCCUAAAACAAUAUACGACGGCAGUUUCACUGAGCUCUGUGAGUAUCUGUAUGCCAGAUUGCUAGUAAUUUCUUGGCAGAAAAAUUACCAUGAGUUUAAUACACUAAUUAAUGACCUCAAAUCUAAUAGACCAGAGUUGUUUGACAUUAACAAUACUUCUAUGCUUCCUGUUGCUCAAUUUUUAAAGGUGCUACUCCUUAUUACUAGAAUAGAAAAAACUGCUUCAGACUUGCAAUUUUAUACCAAUAACAUGGUUGAGUCACUAAUAGAAGCAAAAAGGGCUUUAAAGCUUUGUCAGUCAUUAAUAAAAAAGCAAGAGAAGUUAUCUAAUUUUAACCGUCUUGAAGUGGUAUCCAUAUUAGAAGGACUUUUUAGUCAAGUCAUCAAUAUUUAUAUUCAUGUUGGUAUUUCUAAAGACUGCGAAUUUUACGUGAAGGAGUAUCUUAAUGUUAUCGGCAAUCUCAAGGAUUCUACACCAGUUUUCGAUUGUUUAUGUUUUGUGCAUGAUUACUAUAAAAUAACUGAUCAGAUUUCUUUAAGAAUAUCGUCACUGGAAGAGUUAAAUAAAACUUUCGACAAGCUAGACGCUAGUGAAAAUAUUGAUGCUUUAACGAAAUUCAUGUACUACAAUUAUGAGAUUGAAAAACUUACCAGUUCUUUGGAGUUAUUUUUCAGUGGAGAUUUACACGAUACCUUAUUAGUUGAUCAAUGGAAAUUACGUUUAGGAAUAGUGAUAGAUGACACUCGAGGGCUGUCGAAUUUUAAGGCUUUGAAUGAUGUUAAUAAAAGCAAAGAAUUAUAUGCAAGAAUACUGAAACAAAUGGAUACUGACCCAUUUUUUAGGAACAUGGGGGAGACCGUAAUUGCAAUUCCAUCUUGCUCAGAUCCUUUAACUCAAGAAAUUAGACCGAGUACACUUUCCAAGUUUCCUGUACCGUUAGGUUCACCAGCCAGUUCUCCAAGGCCAUCAACUUUAACUCCAAGAGGAAGGUCAACGAAACCGAAAUUCGAUAGAGCAAGCGCAGUUAACACACUCCAAAUGAUAAAGCGUUUGGUUGAAACUUUAACCUUGGAUGGCAUGAAAAACCAUCAGAUAUCAAAUGUAUCAGACCUAUUUUCACUAUGUUUAUCCUUACUUUCCAAUAUUUCCUCAAAAUGUAAUUUGAAGACGUCAUUAAUAGAACGUAAUACAUUAUGUGAGCUUCCGAGAUAUAUGCCAAUGUACUACGACAAAAUAUUCUCCACAGUUGGCAAUGAAAUAUAUGACACUUUUCAGCCUAAUAAAAUAGGAGGGUCUCAAACACCAUUGGAAUUAACAAAAGGUGAGUAUAAUGGGAUUCAAAACAAUUUUAAGAAUUGGGAACAGAACUUUAACAUUAUAUCGAUUAAAAUUUGCGAUUACACUGGUAACUUAUUAUUAUCUAAAGUUGACACAAUUUCGAAUAAGAAUGUCAACUUAAGGCUACCUUUGAAUAGACAUCAAUCUAGAGAUUUAUCUCAAGACACAAUAUCUUAUGCAUCUUUGAUGGAAGAGCUAAAUGAUAUUGUAAAUAAAAGCAAUGAGACAGCAAGUGCGGAAGUAACGAGUAAAAUAAAGACUAAGGAAGAGAGAAGAGAAUGGUGGCAAAAAAGAUACAAUCUAGACAGAAGAAUGCAUGAUUUGUUGAAACGUAUAGAAGAUUCAUGGAUAUGUGGAUUUCGAGGGUUCUUUGAAAAUGAUUUAAUAGAACCCGAACUAUUUGAGAGCUUCAAAGCUGGAUUGAGAGAUAUAUUGCAACAGAAUCUUCCUACUAGGAAACAAUUUGGCAACCAUUCAAUGUUUUUGCAAUUUGACGAGUUUAUAUAUGGAAUGUUUUUGAAGUUGGAUAUACGAAGUUUUCCCUAUGAACAAUCGGUCGAUAUGUUGGACGAUUUGAUUUAUUUCGUGUUUGAUACCCUACUAUUCCAUGGUGAAGAGAAUGCUUAUGAUGAGAUUGAUACACAUGUAAUACAAGUUCAGCUGGAGGAGCUAAUUAACGAAUAUCGGGCUAAAAUUGUUUCUACUCAGUCGAAGAUCCAACACACAUUCUUGUUAAUUGACAGCGGUUGUCAUUUGGUCCCAUGGGAAUCCCUAUCUUUUUUCCGAGGAACUUCAGUUAGCAGAAUACCGUCCAUAAAAUACUUGACCGACUUGUUAACUACUUUUAAUGGUGCGGUGAGCCCCGAAAUAGAAUUAGACUCGUCCCUUGGUGUUGUGAUAAAUCCGCAGGGUGAUUUAAACAAGACUGAACAGCGGUUUACUGGUCUGUUCUCAGAAUUAUGUCAUAAACUACCAGAUUCACAGCUAAUAAUUGGUUCUAAACCUGACGAAAACACAUUUCUUGAUAUCGUCACUAAAUCCUCUUCGUUCAUAUACAUUGGUCAUGGCGGAGGCGAGCAAUUCAUAAGAUCUAAGACUUUGAAACUCCAAAAUAAACUAGCGCCUAGCUUUCUUCUAGGAUGUUCUUCUGCAUAUAUGAAACACUACGGUAAAUUAGAGCCUACCAGUACACUGUUUUCCUACCUUUUAGGAGGGUGCCCAAUGGUGGUUGGUAAUUUAUGGGAUGUCACUGACAAAGAUAUUGACGCAUUUAGUGAGUCAAUGUUUAAGAUGCUGGGCUUCUUUCCCGGGGAAAGCGGAAAUCUAGAACAGAAAAACGUCUCUGAAGCCAUUUCUCAAUCCCGUGACAUUUGCCAUUUGAAGUAUCUCAAUGGCGCAGCCCCAGUUGUUUACGGAUUACCGUUAAAGUACCAUGUAGCAUUUAAUUAA